UUCGUUUCCUUUAAUUAUUAUUCCGAAUAGUACGCAGAGAAAAGAAAAGAAAAGAAUCGCUUCCGGUAAUAAUUUAAACUCAACCUCAAUAAUGUCGGCGUCUUUCUCCGUCGUAUGACCCCAUUGAUGUCUAAGGGAAGCCUUCUUUGAAUGAUUGUCUUAGUGCUACGAAUCACAGAUCACUAUGGACAAAGAGAGUGUAAAUGGUAUUGGAUCACCUCAAAGAUCCAGCAGCGUUGACAGCUUAAAGGUUGAAUCUCCGGGUAGUUCGACGAGAAAAGGUUUCGGUUUGAAGAAAUGGAGAAGGAUCAAGAGGGAUACUCCUGUGAAAGACGAAGCUGCUGCUGCGCCUGUUGACGAUGGUAGUAGUAAAUUGCUGAAGCGUAAUUUGACUGGUCUUGUGAACCCUCCUUCUAAACAUGUAGACAUGUCUUCGGUUGAAGCAAGACAAGGUAGCGAAGAAUGCUCUGUUGGAUCUGUGAAUAUGGCUGUGCAUCAUCAUCAUCAUCUUCUCCCAGGUGUAGUCAACGGAUUUAGUCCGGCUCCAGGUUUUAUGUUUAACGUAGGCCAAGGUUUUGAGAAGAGUGAAGAGCAUAGCGGAGGAGGAGGGAAGAUUGUUUCAGGUGGUAGCCAAGGGAGGGAUACCAUCAAGAAUGGAAGCGAAAAGCGCAUAGUAGAUUCGGAUAGUGAUUUUGUGUUUUCUAGUGGCUCUGGGAACCAUAUAGCAGAAGGUCAAGCUAGGGACCAAGUUGAGACAUAUAGCAGAAGCGAGAACGGAGGAAAAGAUGAAGAUGGAGAUGAGAGUCAUAAUAAGAAGAAGAACGAACAUUAUUGGACGGCAGACAAGGAUCACAUUGCAGAUUCUAUCAGAUGUCUUGCAGCUCUGCAGGAAGCCCUUUGGAAAGAGGUUCAAAGUUUCCAGGAGCUGAGUAAGGAAUCUAUACCACAACAUUCGAACAUUGAUGAAGUUGAUUCAGGAUCACAGGUACUGAUCUUGAAGCAGAAGGUAAAACAUCUCCAACACAAACUCAAGGAAGCUAGAGCUGAUCUGGAUGCAAAGGAAGCCAAGAUCCAUGAACUCGAAAACUCGAUGAUCGAAUCUGAACUUGAAGGCAUUUUCCAGAGAAAGAUGGAAGCUGAAAUCCAGCAUUUGAUGCUCACGAGUUCUCUGAGUGCAUCAUCAUCACUACAAGUACUCAAAGAACAACCGAAGAAGGUACAACAUUCUGUGACUCGAGAUCCUGAACCGAACCGUGGGAACAUGUUAGGGAAAACAUGCAAGUCCGGUUUGUAUUUCUUGACGCAGCUGAUCUUGCUAGUCUCUAUACUUCGGUUACUGCUCCACCAAUCCUCUCCUGCUUCACGAUUAGUUAUACCAACCUGAAAAAGCGGUUCAUGUUGGUGUUCAUGUUGUUUUUUACCAAACAUUUUUGUUUUCAGUUAUUGUUUGUAAUGACUAGUUGAGUUUGCUCGGGCAUAAAAAUACAAGGAUGAAUAAUAAUUUAUUAGAUGUGUAAUGUAAGCUUUUUAAUCGAAUUGUAAUUAUCAA
Messenger RNA from Raphanus sativus (radish), 1549 nucleotides. Its product is annotated as WPP domain-interacting protein 3. The record is from RefSeq and is a predicted model, not a curated record. NCBI's taxonomy places the organism in Eukaryota, Viridiplantae, Streptophyta, Magnoliopsida, Brassicales, Brassicaceae. Bases 185 to 1384 code for a protein of 399 amino acids. The transcript has 3 exons.